UUUAUAAUUAAAUUCAUUUAUGUAGAAAAUUACAUUUUUGCUUUCUGUUUACUAAGAUGUUCCCUUAUAUUUUAUAUGUGACUUUACUAUAGCUUUCCAUUGUUGAUAAUGCUGGUAUUCAGAGAUUUUAAAUAGCAGACAAGAGCAAAACAAAAAAACACAUUAAAGUCCAUACUAGCAUGCUUACAAAAUUCAUGGAAAAUGGAAUUGAAACACAAGUUUGUUUUGGAGCAAAAAAUGUACAAAUCCAUGUUUUUUCAUAAUAAGCAUUUUCCAUGAAUUUUUGAAGUCUCUACCUAUAAUGAAAUUUAAAUCCAGCAAUCAUCUUAUCAUAAUUGCAAAAAUCACAAAACAAAACCCCUAGUGGUGGUAGAUAGUAUCUUUUGAAUGAACUAUCUUGAUAUUAAAAUAAAUCCAUUGCUCCAAUUAUCUUCCUCCCAAUGUACUAAUGUCUUGGUCCAUUUUGCUAGGUAAAUAUGCCAUUGUGACAUCAGCAAGCCUAAUGCACUCAGAGGCUUGCAUAGUGUUUGUGUGUGGGGGCGUGGAUCUAAAAUCACACUGUGAAGAAGUCCAGUCUGGACUAAUGAAGGAGAAGAGGCCACAUGGAGGAAAGAGCAUGGCAGGGGACAUCUCUGGGUCCAGCCUACAACACUCGGGAGUUUGGCCGUUGGAAAGUAAAUAACCUGGCGGUGGAGAGAAGACAUUUCCUGGGCUCCCCUCUGCCUCUCGCCCCUGAAUUCUUCCGCAACAUCAGGCUCCUGGGACGCCGGCCCACCCUGCAGCAAGUCACAGAAAACCUCAUCAAGAAGUAUGGGACGCAUUUCCUGCUGUCUGCCACUCUGGGAGGAGAGGAGUCACUCACAAUUUUUGUGGACAAGCGGAAGCUGAGCAGACGAUCUGAAGGGAGCGACCCCGGCACCAACAGCUCCUCGGUCACUCUGGAGACGCUGCAUCAGCUGGCUGCUUCCUACUUCAUUGACAGGGACAGCACCCUCCGGAGACUGCACCACAUCCAAAUCGCGUCCACUGCCAUAAAGGUAACAGAAACACGGACCGGUCCUCUCGGCUGCAGUAACUAUGACAACCUAGAUUCUGUCAGUUCUGUUUUGGUUCAGAGUCCUGAGAAUAAGAUUCAGUUACAAGGGCUUCAAGUUCUCCUUCCGGACUAUCUCCAGGAGCGCUUUGUACAAGCAGCUCUGAGCUACAUCGCUUGCAAUUCGGAAGGAGAGUUUAUCUGCAAGGACAAUGACUGCUGGUGUCAGUGUGGUCCCAAGUUCCCAGAAUGCAACUGCCCCUCCAUGGACAUCCAAGCCAUGGAAGAGAAUCUUCUUCGAAUAACUGAAACCUGGAAAGUCUACAACAGCGACUUUGAGGAGUCAGAUGAAUUCAAGUUCUUUAUGAAAAGGCUACCUGUGAAUUACUUCCUGAACACAUCCACUCUAAUGCAUUUGUGGACAAUGGAUUCUAAUUUUCAGCGCCGUUAUGAACAACUGGAGAACAGCAUGAAACAACUGUUCCUAAAGGCACAGAAGAUUGUCCACAAGCUCUUUAGCCUUAGCAAGAGGUGUCAUAAACAGCCGCUCAUCAGCCUGCCAAGACAAAGAACCUCAACCUACUGGCUCACUCGCAUCCAGUCCUUCCUCUACUGCAACGAGAACGGCCUCCUGGGCAGCUUUUCGGAAGAGACCCACUCCUGCACCUGUCCCAACGACCAGGUGGUCUGCACCGCGUUCCUGCCCUGCACGGUGGGCGACGCCUCCGCCUGCCUGACCUGCGCCCCCGACAACCGCACGCGCUGCGGCACCUGCAACACCGGCUACAUGCUCAGCCAGGGCCUGUGCAAGCCCGAAGUCGCCGAGUCCACCGACCACUACAUCGGGUUUGAGACGGACCUGCAAGACCUGGAGAUGAAGUACCUGCUGCAGAAGACAGACCGACGGAUAGAAGUCCACGCCAUCUUCAUCAGCAACGACAUGCGCCUCAACAGCUGGUUCGACCCUUCCUGGCGGAAGCGGAUGCUGCUCACCUUGAAGAGCAACAAGUACAAGUCGAGUCUGGUCCAUAUGAUCCUGGGCCUCUCCCUGCAGAUCUGCCUGACGAAGAACAGCACUUUGGAGCCAGUGCUGGCUGUUUACAUCAAUCCCUUCGGGGGCAGCCACUCGGAGAGCUGGUUUAUGCCUGUGAGUGAAAACAGCUUCCCCGACUGGGAGCGGACUAAGCUGGACCUGCCCCUGCAGUGCUACAACUGGACCCUGACUCUGGGGAACAAGUGGAAGACGUUCUUUGAGACGGUGCACAUCUACCUGCGGAGUCGCAUCAAGUCCAACGGCCCCAACGGCAACGAGAGCAUUUAUUACGAGCCCCUGGAGUUUAUUGAUCCCUCCCGGAACCUGGGCUACAUGAAAAUCAACAACAUUCAAGUGUUUGGCUACAGCAUGCACUUUGACCCUGAAGCCAUUCGGGACCUGAUUCUGCAGCUGGACUACCCGUAUACUCAGGGAUCCCAGGACUCGGCACUUUUGCAGCUCCUGGAGAUCAGAGACCGUGUAAAUAAGCUGUCCCCGCCGGGCCAGCGGCGUCUAGACCUGUUCUCUUGCUUGCUUCGUCAUAGACUCAAGCUGUCUACCAGUGAGGUGGUGAGGAUCCAGUCCGCUCUGCAGGCGUUUAAUGCCAAAUUGCCAAACACCAUGGAUUACGACACGACCAAAUUAUGUAGUUAACCGUCAAUGUCAAGCACAACCCAAAACCUUGAAGGAGUUUUUACAGUGCUUUUGUGGAACAGUUUAUGUUUGGAAGAGUAAAUUUAAAUUGUCUUUUCAAUAUCUGUCUUAUAUCCGUCGAUAACAUUGGAUGGCAAUUUACACACAUGAACUUGCUGACAAUGAAUAUAUUAUACUGCAGUUUUGGUUUAUGAAUGAAAUAAAUACUGACACCAGUCUAGAAGACAUUCUACUUUUUACAAUAAAUUUCGUUUGUAAUUUUAUAUGUUCCGUGGCGAUGCUUUUGUGCAUUACAUCCUAGAGGGAACAUAAAAAGAUACCAAUAAAAUUUUGUAGCUGAACAGUUAUUAAAAAGAAGUGCUGUGGGAUUCCUUUUUUUCCAUGAAAUGAGUUCUAUUUUGAUAUAGUUUGUUAGAACCUAGGGAAAAUUCACCAAGGUUUUUUAAUGGAAACAUUUGAAGUCCCCUUUCAAUUAUCUUCAUGGAAAAAUCCAUCUAGGUAGAGCACUUUGUCUGUGGUUGCGUUUUUGUGGUAAACAGCAUAAAAGUGGCAGUGGCAUAUUUAUUACCUGUAUUUAGUACCCAACCAUAGAGACAUGUUCGUUAUUAAAAUGAUCAGAUAAACUAAUUUCCAACUAAAUGCCAGAACAUAUCAGAACAUCCAGAAAAAUCCAUGUGGUGGUAAAGUGUGUCACAGAGAAAGAAAACCCUUAAUUUUCUUAGCAACUUGCCUUGGCAUUCUUUCUGCAUUCUAAUAACCAAUUAUCAACAUAUGUUCCAUAGCUAUUUUCAUUUCAAGUCCUGAAAACCUCGUUAUUCCCUCAUUUUACCAAAGUCAACACUAUAACACUUCUAGAAUUCACAAAUUAUAAUGCAAUAGUAUAAAAUAAAUGCUCAAAUAACUAGUUCAAAUGUAAAUAGACCUUUUCACUCUAGAAACUGCUACUAAAAGGUAUUUUGAAGAGAAAAUUCUUUCAAUAUGAACCAAUUUAACUUCAAACGUCUCAUUUGAAAGUUGAAUUUACAUAUUACCUAUGGUGUAAUAAUAGAUACAUAAUACUCUUUUUUUCUAUAAACAUAAAUUUCAUUGUUGCUUAGUUCUGUGGUUGUAUCUGUAAAACAUGUUUAUGUCAUUUGAACUUCAACUCUUGUCUAAAUAUUUUCUAUAUUGUACGUAUUAUCUAAAUAUUAUUUAACCAAAUGCACUGCCCAGCACUCCUGUGGAGAUCAUAAAGCCAUGUUUCAGGGCACAGAGAAAGGAACACGAGACGUAGAUAGGAAAAUAAGGAAGUAUUAAAAAUCAUUGCACAGAACUUCUGCAUUCUAAGACUGUAGGUACUCAAUUCCAACGCAUUUUAGGAAUAACUACACAGUUCAGAUACAGCAUAUUUCUCUUGUUUUCUAUAAGCAAAGCAUUGUCCUAAAUUUCUACCUUUAGUUAUCCGAUUAUUUAAACUUUACUUCUUGCCAUUGGAGGUGAUUCAAUAGAAAAACAUAGAGAAAUAUUAAACACCCAUCACCUUUCUGGCUACAUUAUAAAUAUUCUUUUCACUUAAUUCUUAUUAGAACACCUUGUUAUGGAUUAUCAUUCCCAUUCUCUCAGUGGAAAUAAAAAACAUAAAUUCUGAAUGAAUUAUCAAAUUUCGUAAGAUCACAAACCAAGAAAUUGAAAGACCAAGAUUCCAGUACAGAUUAUUCUGGAAUGAAUCUCCAUCCCUUACUGGGCUUUAAAUGAGCCAUUCUAUUUCUGUAUUAAAUUUCAUUGCACUCAAAGGCUUAUGCUGAAAUGAAAUCAGCUAACAUUACAAAACACGUGUACCCCACAGUAUACCUGAAAAAUUAAAGAAAACCAGCAUUCUUCAUCCAUGAUCAGUCAUCUGCAGUAACCACAUUACCCAAACAGAUAGUGUGCAUUGAAGGACUUUUGUGCUGGGAAGUCAGAGAUGCAUCCCAGAAGUCUCGGAAGCCCAGCUGUCCACAGCCACUUACACCAAAAGCUUCCGAGCAGCAUGCAAAAAUCCCACUGGGCUUUGGAAAACUGACAGCAGUGAUUCUUCUGUUAAUGCACAGCUCGCUCUGCCCUGGGCCAGCAUAUGGGCGGAAAUAUCCUACUGCCACAGGUAAGAAACGCUUAACUAGGAUUUUACCUGGGUCUUCUUGUGCCCGGCAGAUGUUGACACAAAAGUCCUACUGGGUAGAAUAAAACGAUCUGGUAGUACCUGCUGAUGAGUCUUCUGUGUGUCUGGUUUCCCCUGGAAGUAAAGAAAGAAGUGCACCUUCCUCAGAACGUUGUCUGAGAUGACAUGAAUAUGAUAUAUGCAAAUGCGCUAGGCAAAUUCUAAAGUUUUAUACAGAUUUAAGGGAUAAAUGAUCAAUGCACAAACAUUUUUAUGUUUCUCCUUAUCCCAUGUUAUUGGCUACUCGGCAAUGUCCAGAAAGAAAUAGACAACAUAAUAGUCAAGUGAAUAAAAAAUAUGGAAACAUAUAGCACAUGAACAUUUUUCCUGGAGUGACUCUAUGCAAACUUUUUUGCUCACUGUUAUUUUAGGCAUUUGGGAAUUCAUAAUGAAAAUAACUCUGCUGUAAAUACAUUUUUUAGAGCAAAAGAUAAUGUGAGUAUAUGGAAUCACACUUUAAACAUAAGGUGCAUUGUUCUUUUUUGAUAUUAGUUUCUUUAUAUUCAUAAUUCAUGAUUCUGAAUUCAUCUGAAACCUAGAAAGCCAACAGAUCUUGAAAUUUCAGCAAUAGAAAAUUUCAAAUAUCACAUGUUCUCCCGUAUACAUAAGGGCUGAGAAAUCAAUUUGAACACAAAACAUCGAUUACAGCAGGUUAGAAAGUUGGUAGAAUGAAAAACAAAAUAGACAAUCUAUUGAAAAUACAUUUUCUCCAGGUAUAUCUCUUACUGCUCCAGGAUUCUGCUGAAUAUCUUCAUUUCACCUCAAGUUGAUUUUUAAUGUCAGUAUCCAGAUUAUCAUUUCAGCUCAGAAAGAAUGCUAAAACACCUGGCGACCCUAAAUGUACUUACACAUUGAAAGGUGGUACACGGCUGAGUUUCCAUCUGAUUGUAAGUACAGUAUUUGGACUGAGGAGUAGAGUGCAAUGAGCUGAAUUUUUACCAAUUGAGAGUUUACCUUUCAGCAUAUUCGAUCAUUGUGCUGAACACUCUCCCCUCCACUUACAUCAGAUUUAUAUUUCCAUAUGCAGGCUUCCUUUAUCUGAUAUUUUCAAGAAGUAUAAUUCAAUCACUCCAUAAUAAUUUCAAUAUUUAGUAAAUGCAACUUAGCGGGAAAUUUUUACAAAUGUCUCCAUUUCUUUUAUAUGAAAGCAACAUUAGCUAUUUUAAUGAACUAUGAAUGGAUGAUGAAUUAGAAUAUCCAUGUCAAAUCAGUUGAUAUUUAGGACAUGGCAGUCAAAUGCGGUAAAUUAGUACAUGAAAUUCGAACUGAAGCAGAAUCUUCAGUCUUGAAUUUAUCUCCUGUGCUAGUAAUCAGUUUAACCAAUAAAUGACUACAGUACUAUUUAUCUUAUUAUUAUACAAUAUGGCUAUCAUAUGAUAAAUAUGGGAUGCGAUAUUUGAUUAAAUAUACAUGGACUACUUAAUGUGAGUAAGGUCUUGUUCUGGAGGUAAAUAUGAGAAUGUUUACGUGGCAGGUUUCUGAAUAAUCUACCCUUCCAAAUCACAUUAUUAUACAAAUAAGAAUCCUGCAAGAGCUAUCAAAAGUGCAAGAAUGAGUGAACAAAUGGAAAAUAAGGCCUGUAAAAAUGAUUUGUAAUAAUAAUAAAGAACAUAACCUCAAAAUGUCAACUAUAAUACCCAAAAUGCAUCUACCACAAAAACUAAGAUCAAAAUUCCAUUGCUUUCCAAAGAAGUAUGUAAAAGUUACAUUCUACAGUCUUGAUUUUUGAAACAGUUUUGUUUGCCUAUUUGCUGUAGGUUGGACAGUAUUUUUAAAAAUACUUCAUUUCAAAUUAUUAAAACAGGAGAAAUAAGCAAAAACCUUAUCUAUAGAAUCAAGAUAGCAUUAAUGGAAAAAAUGCUUAGUGUUUUGGAGUCCUGCAAAAUUCAAAUAAAACUAUUAUUAAAAUGAGACUAAUAAAUGUUUCUUUAUAUACUACUAGCAAUAAGUUUUAAUGGAAAUAAAAAGCUCUCAAUUUUCAUAGCAAAAAAAUUUAGACUCAGUUCUAUUAUAGUGUGAUAUUUUUCCCAUCCUAAAAUGGAAUACCCUUAAUACAAAAAAAGGAACCAUAAAAUAAAGUACAAUGAAAUUAGCUAAAAUGCAUAAUAAAUAAACUUGAAGUUUUUUUUGUUUUUGUUGUUGUUGUUGUUUGUUGGUUUUUUUUUGUUUUGUUUUGUUUUUUUUUUAUGAGUGUUUGGCCUCUCAGACAUUGGUUAAGAUGCCCAGGUUGCAUAUUGCAAUGUCUGGGUUCCAUACCCACCAACAGCUUCUCAUUCCAAAUUCUGGAAAUGCAGACCUGGGAGGCAACAGUGAUGGAUGAAGCAUUCAGGGUCCUGCUAUUUACAUGGGAGACCCGGAUUGAGUUCUCAAUUCCCAGUUUUUGGUCACCCCAGCCCUAGUCAUUAUGGGCAUUCAGGGAGUGAACCAAGAGAGGGAAGAUUUCUCUUUCUGUCUCUCUUUCUCUUUCUCUCUCUCUCUCUCUCAUUAAUAAAUAGCAAAUAAAAAUAAAAUAUUAAAAAGAACAUUAUUAUGAAAAACAAAACUGACAGUCUUAGAAGUACACAUUAUAUUACUAGAAGAUAAGUAUAGUUCAUCCAGGUUGGAUUACUUGAUUUUCUGUUUUGAAAAGGGGAUUUGAAAAAGUUUAUAUUUUAAAGCAAACACAAGAAACAAAAUAGAUUCUAGUGGCUUAGGAAGUUAACACCCUUAUUUUCUACAGGAAGGAAGUGAUCAAGAGAAAUAUAAUGUAACUCAUAAACACAAGCCACAUAUGUAACUUCAAAUUUUCUCACAGUCACAUUUUUUACAAAGUCCUUUUUAAUCUAUUUUAAUUAAACCAGUAUAUCUGCUAUUAUAAUCUUAAGUAUAUUCAAAGUGAAACAUUAAUAGAAUUAUUUUACAUAUAUUUUGGGCGAAGUUAUUGAAAUACAGUACAUUUUACAUUUGUCCCCUUCUGAAUUUGGAUAGCCACAUUUCAAGUGCUCAGGAUUCAGGUGUUUGACUUUGAAUCCAGAGGGUCUGACUCUUGUCUUGCUCUUCCUGUCCCACCUGAGCAGAUUCAUCUACGCAAUGACUUUUUCUGGGUGGGAGACUGUCCUGACGUCUUGACUCAAUUUUGCUAUUCACACUUUAUGCUUUUGUUUAUCUGCUGUCAUUAUCUUUAUUACAAAUUUAAAUAUCUAAGAACCCUUCUUCUCAUGUCCUUUAUACAUGAUGGCUGGAACCCAGGUGUUUCACUUAGCGAAAUUGUGUUGGUUUCAACUUUAUUCCUCCCACCACUAUCUAACUCAUCAUCCUCCCUCAGUUGAAGGUUGGUAAUGGGCUCUGCUUUUCAAUUUCUACUUAUUUUUUGGGCCCUGAUGAUUGCUUUUGCGUUGGUACUGUUUAGCUUGGCUUGAAAGGAUAGUUACCUAUUUAAUCUACCAGUUUUAAAUGUUUAUUAUGGAACUUUUUAAAUACUGAAGCUACUGUGUUAGUGAAAAAUCUAUAGUUUAUCUUUUUCAUCUAAUUCUCCUUGAUACUUUUCCAAUCCAUCCUCUACUAGAGGUCACUAGAGUGACCAUUGAGAAUAUAAGCCUUUUAUAUAUACAUCUUCUAUAAAUCUCUCUAUUGAAUAGGGAUUUAAUUUGUUAAUGGGCAUGUAAGUCUUUCUUAAUGCAACCUUUGACUAUUACUCUAUUCUCUUCUCCCACUGCAUUUAUUUCACUUUGGAAUAAGUCCUUCUAUAUAAAAGUAGAAAACAUACUUUUCGUGACUCUGAAUUUUUUUCUUGUGCAAAAAACAUAUUUCCUGUCUGAAAUAUUUCUCUACCCUCCACACUUGAUUUUCUCUCCAAAAUACUGCUGAUACUACUACUAUGCUACUAGUACUACUGCUGCUGCUACCACUGCAACACUUCUGCUAACUGUUAUCAAUGAGUCAAAUAAAAUUUAGCUUUCUUUGAAUUUAUUCUUUAUCGUCUCAUUAGUAAAAUGUACCAUUCCCUUAUAUACUCCGAUUGCAGCCGGGUGAAAAUAUGACUAAGGCUAUUUGGUAUUUUACUGUAUUGAAUUACUUAUACAGAAGUACUUACUAGAUACCAGUUUCUAAAAGGCAGGAAACAUAUAUAGUCAUGUAUUUUCAUUAGAAUGUUACACAUGAAAUUAUUAAGAGGCAUUAAAUCAAAGGUCCCAGUACCCAGUGUAUUUUAUAAAUACACCAGUGGUGGUUUGGUGAAUGAAUGGUAUGGAAAGUUGGUUCUGUGUUUAAUGAUGAUACAUAGUUUUUAGGCAUAAAUAUUUUAGCCUUGUGCAGUACUUACAUUAUGUAAGUAGUUGUAAGGUUGAAAUUAUAUAAGAAUGACAUCAAUAUACCUAAUUACCAACACUAUAAAUUUUUUUUUAGUUCAAACAUCAUUGAAUUAUAUACGUAGCUUUUGUGAUUAUAUCAACAAUACAUGACUGAGUCCACCACCAGAGCUCAACCCCAUUCACUUGAGACACUGUGUUUUUACGAUCUAGUACAGUAUAAUGGUUCAAACAUCUAUUUCACACGUAACUUUGAAGAAUCUUCCCUUGGGGAGCCAUCCAUACUGUGCUACAGAGAAAAAAUAGACAGAAAAUGAGUAACUCAAGAUUUAUUGACAGUUUUCUUUCCUUCUGAUGGCUGAGUAGUUGUCUAUAAGUUGUGUGGCUGUCCUAUUGUUAGGUAUGUAGAUAAUUAAACAUGUUGCUUCACUGGGUUAUAGCAUCUACAUGAUUAUAUGCCCUUUCUGUCCCCAUUUUAUCAUCAGUGUCAUGAAUCCCACAUUUUGUGAUACUAACAUCCUUAUUUUCAAGAAAAAAAGAGUAUAAAUGUGUAUGCAUAUAUUUAUAUAUGAAGUGACUAUGGUAAUAUAAUUUAAAGAGCAAAAUCUUAAAGAAUAAAUUAAGACCUACAAUAACCCUGAACCUAAUACUUAAAAAAAAAAAAAAAAGUUGAUGAACUUCCCUGCCUUUCGUUCAAGCAACCAACACUGAUUUUUUUGGAUAACAUAUUUAGGUGAAAUUUCAGCUACUGUGAGAGUUGAUUUACUAUUCUGUCAGUUGAAGUCUUUUCAAUUAUUAAUUAGUAUUUGCUGCUUACUGUAGUGGGUAAUUCUCCUUUGAUAUGAGUGUAUUAUGAAAAAAGAGACAAACAGUAAUAAGAAUAAAACUAUAGUCGCACUUUAUAUAAUUUUUUAAAAGUUUGAUCAUGCCAAAUAUAUUUCUGAAUUUUCAGAUUUUAAUACUUAUAAGAUGAUUAUACAGUUUCAGUAAAUAGAAAAUAUAAUGAUCUUAAAGAUUCUAAAGAUUAAGACUAAAGAAAAACAUCAUAUUAUUUAAAUAAACAACAUUGUAACUGCAAAAUAUAUGAGAUAAUGCUUAGAAGACAACUUUGGGGGGAAUGCUGAAACUCUAUGCAGUGUCUUGUCUCAGUUUUGCAUAUGAAAACUCUGAUCUUCUUGACUUGAAGUGUAUUUUCCUUAUGUGAAUACAAUUUGAUUAUUUUUAGAUGACAUGGUCAUUAGGUUAUGUGGGUUAAUCACAAAUAUAUUCAGUUUCACCAGGAAGUGAAGGUAUGUGAGGCAGUAGAAUAGCAAAAUGGACCACAGCAUGAUGCUCCACUACAUGAAUUCAAAUAUGAUUUUAUUAAUAUUGUUUAAUAUUAGAGUGGUUUACAAAAGAAAAAAUAGAGGGGAGAGCAUAGAACAGGCUUCUACUGACUAUUUUACCUCAGUAUCAUCUGUAACUAUUUUUUCCAAGAAAGUUUUUUAUCUAUUUUAAUAAUAUAUAAGUUAAAUACAUAAAAUAUUUACUUCCAUUUAAAAAUAAAAAAAUCGCAGGUAUUGGUUUUUCAAAAUUAAUAAAAUUAUUCAAGACUAAAGUUAGCAUAGAGCGUUGAAACCCUGAUCAUUCACUUCCCACUCUUUUGUUGCUUAUUUUUGUUGCAUUCGGUUCCUAUCAAUAUAUACGCAAUUGCUUAUUUAUCAAAUAAACAUUUGCUAGGGUGUGCCAGAAACUGUGGUAGGUGUUGAGCAUACAAAGUUUUAAUGUUAUCACUACUCUGAAGGAUCUUAAUAUGAUAAUAAAUAUGAAAAAAAUGUGGUAAGGUGCUUUUACUCUUUUAUUUUUGUAUCUGUACUGAAAGGGUUAGUGAAUUAUAUUAAUAAAGUUUGAAUAAAUUCAGAAAUUUUGUUUCUGUGGUUUGCUUCCAUCCUGUAUACUUUACAUAAUAAAAUAUUGACUAUGAAAAGCAUCUCACUCAUGCAGAA
Molecule: messenger RNA, 11167 nt
Organism: Oryctolagus cuniculus (rabbit)
Lineage: Eukaryota; Metazoa; Chordata; Mammalia; Lagomorpha; Leporidae
Source: RefSeq, a predicted model, not a curated record